AUGGCAGCGGUCUGUGCCGAAAAGGGCGCAGGAAGUGCAGUGCGAAUUUUUGAGCUGGUCGCACAGUUCCUGGAACAGUGCAACUUCACCACGGCUGCUCAUGCCGUUCUCGCUCAAUGCAGCGAACACGUUCCAGCAUUAGAGGAAGUGCUUCGACGCUUCCGGGGUCACAUUGACCAUUGCGCACUGUUGCUUUCAGACUUGGAGGCCAUCAAGCCGGGGAACAACAAUGCGUCAGAGGCUUUCAUUCAGGACCUCUUGGACAACCUUCUGCGAAAGCUGAUGGCUUCGGGGCAGUGCUUGUCUGAUGAGAAACUGCUGAGUUGCAUCGAUGCGACCUUGAAGAGCGAUGCCUUUCCCAAGCUGGAUGUGGCGGACAUCGUACUUGAUCCCAAGCAAGUGGACACCAGCAGCAUGCUGAAUAUCAGUGAGGUUGACACCUUUAGGUUUUGGGAAAGCAUUCAAAAAGAAAUGCAGCCACUACCGGAGGCCUCUUAUUCCGCUUGGCUUCACCAGUUAGCAAAUACUAAGAUGGUCAACCACUGA
Durusdinium trenchii is the source of this 546-nucleotide messenger RNA. NCBI's taxonomy places the organism in Eukaryota, Dinophyceae, Suessiales, Symbiodiniaceae. The record is from the annotation of a GenBank genome assembly.